Molecule: messenger RNA, 1988 nt
Organism: Megachile rotundata (alfalfa leafcutting bee)
Lineage: Eukaryota; Metazoa; Arthropoda; Insecta; Hymenoptera; Megachilidae
Product: guanine nucleotide-exchange factor SEC12
Biological process (GO): endoplasmic reticulum to Golgi vesicle-mediated transport
Cellular component (GO): endoplasmic reticulum membrane
Molecular function (GO): guanyl-nucleotide exchange factor activity; protein binding
Source: RefSeq, a predicted model, not a curated record
UCGUUGCUGUUUUGUCGUCUGUUUUCGCGAAAGGCUAGAUUUAGUGCUGGUCCCGAAACGCCGUUAAAAUGUCAUACGAUGGUUGGUAAAAGCAAACAUUUCGUUACAUGAUGGAGAAACUAGAGUUUUCUAGCCCAGUCACGGUCCUCGGCUAUCAAUAGACACCUGUCUAAACGACUGUGACGAAAGCGGGAAUCUUGACGACGGCAUAGUGAUUGUUCGAGUCAGCAUGCCUUCCAGAAGAAAUAAUUGUGGCCUUUUGGCCAGGGUGAAUUUUCCUUUGUAUACCUUGCAAAUGCUCACGAGCAGGCAUAUCCUCGUCGGUGGUGGAGGAGGUUCUUCCAAAACUGGAGUAGCUAAUGGUUUUGAAAUAUUUGAGUUGUCUCAUGAUGGAUAUCAAUUCAUUGCUGAAGAAGUUACCAGACAUGAGACUGGUCCUAGCGUAGUCAUGAAUUGCACUGCACAUAAUGAUGGCAAAAGGACAUGGAUUGCAGCUGGUCAAGAAAGCCAUUGUCAGCUGUAUAAUGUAAAUAGCAAAGUAGUAACUGUGGAAAAUGGGGAAAUAGUUAAAGACAAAGAUGGUAAUGGUAAAGAAGGCCUUAGGCAUAGAAAGAGUUCAGAUAAAACUGAAGAGAAUGUCCUUUCCAAGGAGAGGAUAGAGGAAAUUAAGGAUGAUAAUUCAAAUAUUAGAAGUAAAAAACUGCAGCUGAUUGUGAAACCAGCUGACAGUGUACAAACAGAUUUUAGCCAAGAUGAGCCUCUUCAAAGGAUUGUCAGAAUUAGUUUAAAUGGAAAGUUCAUGGCUACUGGUGGAACUGAUGGUCAUAUCAGAUUGUGGAAGUUUCCACAAUUACAAAAAUUACAUGACUUAGAUGCUCACACAAAAGAAAUUGAUGAUGUGGACUUCAGUCCAGAUGGAUCAUUAAUUGCAAGCAUUGCAAAGGAUGGCAAGACCUUUUUAUGGAAUGUAAAUAAUGGCUCAAAGCUCAAGGAACUAACUUGGACACCUCCAAAUGGAUUAAAGUAUAUGUACAAAAGAUGCAGGUUUCAAAAGCUGGAGGAGGAUAAAUCCAAAACAAAACUUUUCACCCUAUCUAAUGCAAUAGUUGGAAAGAAUCCUAGCUUCUUGCAAAUGUGGGACAUUGAGUCUGGAAGUGUCAUUAAGACAGUCCCUUUCAAAGAAACUUUAUCAGCCUUAGCAGUGUCUGAUGAUGGAAAAUUUGUGGCUGUUGGAACAAUGUUUUCUGGUAGUGUGGACAUAUUCAUUGCAUUCAGUUUAAGAAGGGCUUUGCAUGUACCUGGUGCACAUAGUAUGUUUGUGACUGGCCUAGAGUUCUUACCAACUAAACUAGAUGGUCCUGCAAUUACUAGUAACACUGAAACAGCUGUUGUCAGUAUUUCUGUGGAUAAUAAAAUUUGCAUACAUAGCAUACCAUUUAGACAUACACUGCCAUUCUGGUUUGUCAUCAUACUUGUUAUUCUAAGCAUCUGUGGAGCUUUUAUUUUCUGCAGUUACCUUGGAAUAUGACCUGAAGAAUAUAUAUUUUUAAUAACAUCGAAAAGAGCAGUACUUUUUCUAGGAUUCCUUGAAACUAAAUGAAACAUUGAAGUUUCUGACGUGUUUUUCGUAGAUUGUGAAAAACUUAAUAGAAAAGAAGAAUUGUAAUUCUUUUCCUAAAAUUAAUUGCACGAUUUCGGUGACAAUUUGUGCAGUUCGUUUGUUAGUAAACUGUUUAUUGCUUCACAUACAAGGCAGAAAGAUUGUUUUAAUUUUCAUUUACAUAAAUAGUUGCUGAAGUGCUGCUGUGAUAAACAACUACCUUGUACUAGACACACUAUUUGGCAGACAUCAUUGUAAAUAGAUGUUUUUAUUCCCACGCAUAUUUUUUUACUUCUGGAGACCAAGUACUUUUUUUGCCUUCAUUGCAUUUACGUUUGUGUAUAAUAUUUUUUACGUGUACAGUGAGACAUUAAAAUGUAAAAUGUUG